UGCCCGAGCCAGCAUAUAUAACGACCGGUCGCUGAGGACGAUGCCCGAGGGACCUUUGCUUUUCCCCCACCAUGACUGCCUCGGAGGAGACCACCCCCCUGCUCGCGAGCGACGUUGAGCAGUCCCCCGAGCGCGCGGCGAAAAAGGAGACGCCGCUGCCGUUGCGGCAGCUUGCGAUCGUCUACUUGAUCCAGUUUUGCGAGCCGUUGACGGGGUUGGUCAUCUACCCUUUCAUUGCUGAGCUCGUGCAGGAGACGGGGAUCACGGGAGGGAAUGACAAGGCUACGGCGUUUUAUGCAGGCAUUGUGGAAUCCCUCUUCUUCUUCUCCGAGUUCUUGACGUGUAUGCAAUGGGGGCGACUGUCGGACUACCACGGUCGCCGACCCAUACUGCUCAUCGCACCGCUCGGAUUGGCGAUCGCAACCUACGGCUUCGGGUUCUCGAGGACGUUCUGGCUGCUGUGUAUCUUCCGUUUCAUGCAGGGCGUGUUCAACGGGAAUGUUGGCGUGUCGAAGAGCGUGCUGGCCGAGAUCACAGACGCAAGUAAUCGUGCUCGUGCAUUCUCCAUGAUGCCACUGAACUGGUCUGUUGCGACCACAUUGGCACCUCUCAUAGGCGGUAUCCUUUCCAACCCUGCAAGGCACUUCCCCAACGUCUUCGGCAACGUGCCCCUCUUCGAGCAGUACCCAUACCUGCUGCCAUGCGCUGUUUCCGCGACGGGGUCACUGGGUGUCUUCCUGUUCGCCUACUUCUACUUGGAGGAGACGCUUCCUUCGGCCAUUAAGAAGCGCAACAAGAAGCGCCUUUCUUCCUCGGGGUCAAGCUCAUCCACUCUGCAAGAAGACUUCCACGCCGAACGCGACUACGGCACCUGCGCGGACGAGCUCCAGCCCUCACCUGACGAGCCCGCUCCCCCUCCUGCCGUCAAGGCCCUCCUCCGCGACCGCUACAUCGUCAAGGUCCUCUCUGCCUAUGUCAUCUUCGGGUUCUGCGACAUGUCGCUCUCGUCCCUCGUACCCAUCAUCCUCUACUCGGAGAUCCAGAACGGCGGCUUGGGCUUCGACCCGUUGACGAUUGGCACGAUCAUGGCCGUUUGGGGCGUCUACAAUAUCAUCUUCCAGCUCGUCGCGGCGCCGUACCUCAUCAAGCGCUUUGGCCCGCGCCCGAUGCAGAUGACGGCCAUCGUCGCGGUCGCGCUGAUGGCGGUGCUUGUCCCGACGGAGAACUAUAUUGCGCGCCAAUUCGGGGAGGUCAAUGGGAUUGUGAUGGCGCUUCUGACAUUGCAGUACCUGUGCUUGUCUUUCACGUACAUCGGAUAUGGUACUAUCCACAUGUUUAUCAUCGAUAGCGCACCGACGCAAAACUCCAUGGGUUCAGUCAACGGCCUCGCCCAAGCCUCCGCGACCCUUGUCCGCACCUUCGCGCCAUGGAUCUCUACCUCGUUGUUGUCCCUCUCGUUGCAAAAGAACCUCCUCGGAGGGCGCUUGAUAUACGCCUUCGUUAUCUGUGUGGCGUGUGGAGGCUUGACUGCGACGUCCUUGCUACCGAAGAAAUUGAGGAACGCCCAUUAGAAUAUGUAUAGACGCUGAUAGCAGUAGCUACAGUACAGCACACACAAUUGUUGUAGUCUCGAACAUCGACGAUAGAACGAUACAUAUAUUCACUGUAUUCUACCACAAUGGAGUGCACUUUUGCAGGA
Schizophyllum commune H4-8 is the source of this 1699-nucleotide messenger RNA. Its product is annotated as MFS general substrate transporter. Bases 72 to 1571 code for a protein of 499 amino acids. The record is from RefSeq and is a predicted model, not a curated record. The transcript is spliced from 8 exons. NCBI's taxonomy places the organism in Eukaryota, Fungi, Basidiomycota, Agaricomycetes, Agaricales, Schizophyllaceae. Gene Ontology annotation, molecular function: transmembrane transporter activity. Gene Ontology annotation, biological process: transmembrane transport.